AUGACUGCUGAGAAGAGAAGCACUGUUGGGAGCAAAUCGCCACAAAGUAGCACCUCUGGUCAGGUCAGUAACCCUAAUUUGCUCAUUAAUUGCAUGUCUGAAGAGCAUUUAAUGUGCAAUAAAACCUGUAAUCACCAAGAUUCAGCCGGGGGAAAUGAAUCGGGAGCUAGAGGUGUUAAAACCGGGAUAGAUUUCAGUGGAAUUGAACCGAAACCAGAUAGUGUUUGGAGUAACUUUGAUCCAAAGAAACUUCAAUCACCUGAGAGGAAGCUUAGAGCUCCUGUGGCUCAGACUUGGCAACAUAAACCUGGGGAAAAGGAGAGGAAGGGUGAGGAACAGAAACAUCAACAAAUUGAUAAAGGGAAGGAGAAGGUGAAUACAGGAAGGUCUGUGGCACAAAGGAAGGAAAAGGAGGAGACUGGUGCAGGGGAGUUUCAACACAUGAUUGAUGAGUAUGAAUUAUGGGAAAUGCAAACAUAUGGAGGGAGAUAUACAUGGAAUAAUAAGCAAAUUGGGUUAGCCAGGAUAUAUUCCAAACUUGAUAGAGUAUUGAAACAGAAAGGAUUAAAGGUUGUGCUCAGGAAGUUUAAUAAAAAGCAAUUUGCUAAUGUGGAGGAAAAGGAGAUGGAAUGGAGACAGAAAUUGGAGGAACUUCAAGAUAAACUCAAACAGAAACCACAAGAUGAGGAAUUACAGAAAAUGGAAAAGGAAGCAGCAAAAGAAUAUAUAAAUGCUAGCAGAAUUGUGAUGAGCUUCUGGGAUGAACUGAAACCAGCAGUGCAGAAUGGAAAAUGGAUGGUGAAUGGAGGCAGAGAAUAUACAGCAAGUAGAGGAUACCAGUGGCUCAGAGGGCAAGGGGAAAAGUUCGAAGCAGCACCAAUAAUUUGGAGCAAGUUUUCAGUACCUAAGCACAGUCUGAUAAGUUGGCUUGCUUGGCGAGGCAGGCUGUUAACAUGUGACAAAUUGGAGAAAAUGCAGGUUGCAGUGGAUGAUCCAACUUGUAUCCUCUGCAACAAAACUCGGGAAACUGGUUUGCACUUGUUUUUUGCUUGCACCUUCUCACAACAGCUAGUAAAUCUGAUCAGGAAAUGGCUGGGGAUCAGAAUUAGGGACUCUUUGGAUAGAUGUGUUGAUGCUAGAAUUUGUUUUUCCCAAGAUGGAAAAGACAGGAUUGCUAAGCAGAUCAUCGAUGAAGUUGAUGAAGUCAAGCAAUCAAUAAAGUUCAGGGUGAUUGAAGCGGAUCUGAUGGAACUGUACAAGACCCUCAUCAUAACAGAUCAUGUUGACACAAAUGGGGAAGAUAAUCUCAUAACAUGGACUCUGGAUUAUCAGAAACGGGAAGAACUCGGCCCACAUCAAGGAACCUUGCUGAACUAA
Molecule: messenger RNA, 1377 nt
Organism: Oldenlandia corymbosa var. corymbosa
Lineage: Eukaryota; Viridiplantae; Streptophyta; Magnoliopsida; Gentianales; Rubiaceae
Source: the annotation of a GenBank genome assembly